Molecule: messenger RNA, 2244 nt
Organism: Silurus meridionalis
Lineage: Eukaryota; Metazoa; Chordata; Actinopteri; Siluriformes; Siluridae
Product: C-C chemokine receptor type 5-like
Exons: 2
Coding region: 193-1263 (356 amino acids)
Biological process (GO): G protein-coupled receptor signaling pathway; immune response; chemotaxis
Cellular component (GO): membrane
Molecular function (GO): chemokine receptor activity
Source: RefSeq, a predicted model, not a curated record
UAUAGUCCAAUUCGCAGAUUAUUUUAUAUUAAAAGAGUACAACAAACCAGUUGGGUUUUUUUGCCAUUUAUUUAAGUACAUGAACCUAGGUUCAACAAACCCCACCUAAGGGGUGGGUGGAUUAGCUCAGCCUCGUCUUAUGACAAGUUACACUGUUUACUUUCACAAUCACUUUCAGACGAUUGGUGAACCAUGGAGAUCGAUCAGAACAUAACCUACGACUAUGCUGAGUAUAUAUUCUAUGAUUUAAAUGCUGACAAAUUCCAGACCUGCUCCGAAAUCAGUGCAAUGGGCUUCAGCCAAACCUUCCUCCCUACCCUCUACAGCAUCGUCUUCAUCGUGGGCUUCAUUGGCAAUGGCCUGGUUCUGUGUGUCCUGGUUAAGUAUUACAAAACAUCCACCAUGUCAGAUGUGUGUCUCUUCAACCUGGCCCUUUCAGACCUCCUCUUCCUGAUCUCACUGCCUUUCUGGGCUCAUUACGCUGCCGUCUCUGAGUGGACCUUCGGGACCAACAUGUGCCAUGCAGUGACAGCGCUCUACACGCUGGGAUUCUAUGGAAGUAUCUUUUUUAUGAUUAUAAUGACCUUGGACCACUACAUUGUCAUUGUCCACCCCAAUUGCUCUAUCUUCAUUAAGCACCGGUCUGUCAGAGCUAGCAUAGCUGUGGCUUUGUUUAUGUGGGCACUUAGCUUAGGAGCUUCUCUGCCAACCAUCAUUUUCUCCCAAGCAACAAAUGAAACAAAUGGAUGGACAUGCAGAGUGGAAUAUCCAGGAGAAACAGCAUGGAGGCAGUUCUCUUACAUUGAGAUGAACCUACUCGGUUUGAUUAUUCCUCUCUCCGUGAUGGUGUUCUGCUACUCGCGUAUCACCCCCAUCUUAAUGCACAUGAAAUCUCAGAAGAGACACAAAGCUGUUAAGCUCAUCCUGGUCUUGGUCAUUAUCUUCUUUCUCUUCUGGACGCCCUACAACAUUGUCAUCUUUCUGAUGUUCUUGCAUCACUUGGGCUACAUGAACACAUGUCAGUGGGAGCAGGACCUGAACAUGGCUAUGCAGUGGGUGGAAACCAUAGCGUUCAGCCACUGCUGCCUCAACCCCAUCAUCUACGCCUUUGUGGGUCAGAAAUUCAGGAAUUCCAUUUUAAAUAUCUUCAAAGAGUGGGUUUUAGUUUGCUUUGGUCAAUGCUCAACAAAUAACAGUAAGAUCUCAGAAAGGAGCUCGAUGCAUUCACACUCCUCAGUGAUUAACAGCACAAAACUUGUCUAACUUUCAUGCACAUCAGUAUUAAUUAUUAAUCAUAAUUAUUCAUCCAUUGUUAAAUAUUAUUAGGCUAAAAACGUGUUUUCUUGUAAUUUGUUUGCUAUUUUGUGUACAUGCACCUCCAUUUUCAAAAGUUUCUGAGGAUGAGCCCGGGGAAGGAUUUAAAUUCUGAAAUGUACCAACAGAUGGCGCUGCAGCACAAUGCUAAAAAUUUAGAUUUAAAAUAACAGAUGUAAAAAGUAGAUCUGUUCAUCAAUCGUUUAAAUAUGUAACUUUGAAUAUAUACAGUAUUUUAUUGUUGUCUAGAAAAUGUUAGUAAUAUAUGGAGCCACUAAUGGCAUUUUAACAAAAUUCUGUCAUAACGUCACAUAUUAAAAGCAUAAAUGAAUUUAUGCCUGCAGAUAAUAAAGGCUAGUGAAUAAAAGAAGAAGAACAUAGUUAAGUCACUUCAGGUUAUAAGAUAAUACAUUGAGCUGACAAGAAACUAUUCUGAGACCAUGAGUUAAUGAAUUCAGACUAUGACAUCUUCUGGGGUUAAAGAUGCAUCCUGUAAUGUAUUUCUCAACAGACCUUUGAAGACAAAUCUUUGGACGUCACCAUGCGACUGAACCACUCUAAAUCCCAUUUUCCACAAAGGUCUGAUAAGUACAUUUAUUCAUCCCUUGCAAAGCUGUGGCUUAGACCAUUAAAAGCUUCGUACUUUCCCAUUUGGGGUUUGGCCCAUUUAUUGUUGACAGGAAACCUUGAUCAGACUUGUCCUUGAGAAACUUAUCGGAUCUUAACUUUAUAUCACUUUAUAUGACUAUGCCCCAAAUUACCCCUUAUUUUCUGUGAAUACGCACAAGUCAUCACAAGUUAUAUCCGAGUUACACUUUUCACCUUGUUAUAAAAGGUCAGCAUGUUUUUGAUAGUUAUUAUAGCUCAUACUCUGUAAACAGCUAACUUUCUGUUGAAUCCUUUCCUACAAUAAAUCAGUGCAGAAAUGUG